Messenger RNA from Schistosoma mattheei, 621 nucleotides. The record is from the annotation of a GenBank genome assembly. NCBI's taxonomy places the organism in Eukaryota, Metazoa, Platyhelminthes, Trematoda, Strigeidida, Schistosomatidae.
AUGGAGAAUGCGGUUCCUGAAUUCGCUCGUCGUUUGUACAAAGAGUGGCGUGAUUUUACAGCUGAACCAGUCGAAGGUAUCCGGUUGAUGCUCAAUGAGCAAGAUAUGACGGAAGUUCAAGUCGUACUUGACGGUCCUGUUGGUACCCCUUAUGAUGGUGGCAAAUUCCGUCUGAAGAUGUUGAUCCCUAUGCAGUAUCCGAUGGAACCGCCGAAGGCUUACUUUUGCACGAAGAUAUUCCACCCAAACAUAGCACCAAACACCGGAGAGGUUUGCGUAAACACACUGAAGAAGGAUUGGAAAUCCAAUUUAGGACUACGACAUAUACUUCUAACUAUAAGGUGUUUGUUGAUAGAACCCAAUCCAGAGUCAGCUCUUAAUGAGGAGGCUGGAAAAUUGCUAUUAGAAGAUUACAGUGAAUUUGUGGCAGAAGCUCGGCUCCUCACAGAAGUACAUGCUUACUGGCACGUUCGGGAACAAGCGAAAGUCAGUAGUCAGAAGUUGCAUCAAGACGACCAUGCAAGUGUCGAUAUGUCAGGCAAUUCGACUGAUGCGCGUACACAUUCUAAAGUGACACAACGCAACAACUCAUCAUUUCGUAAAGCGCUCAAACGGUUGUAG